This is a messenger RNA of Ostreobium quekettii, 450 nucleotides long. Lineage: Eukaryota; Viridiplantae; Chlorophyta; Ulvophyceae; Bryopsidales; Ostreobiaceae. The record is from the annotation of a GenBank genome assembly.
AUGGUUGGCUGGGGAGGGGAGUGGUGCAUUGAGCGAUUCUCAAGUAGACGGAUUUCGUUGCAGAUUCAUUCAAAACAAUUCUUCCACCAGCGUGCAGCGAAAGCACUGACGAGGGGGCGGAAAUUUUCAGCUUCCACCCCAACAGGAGAAUCCAUUGCUUUCCCUCCACCUUUGCGCACGCUGAAGAAAGAGUUCGUCUCGCGGCUUUGGGAUUGCCAAGCAUUGUAUUGCACCUAUGGACCACUGAAAUUGCUGUGUGAUGGUCCGACCCCAGUAGAGACCUGCGCUAUGUUCGAUGUGUCGCUCCUCUUCACAUUGCAGUACGUGGUGGCACUAUGUCGAUGCACUCAACGUCACACUUACUCUGGGGAUUGGUGGGUGAUGGAUGACGGCACCAAAAUCGGAUGGCCAGAAACGUGCGUCCGGAAUUUAGGAUUGGUCUCCGUCUGA